AAUGAAGAAGAGGUCCAAAUGCCUAGAAAUUGCUCAUGAAGAGGGCAAAAUUAACAAUAAAAUUCAUGAAUCUAUCAUUAAAUCUACCCUUCUUGGAUUGGACUAUCAAGCAAGCUCAGUCUCCUUUCUGCUUUACAAGAGUAUGAUUUCAAAGAUUAAGCCAAGAAUUUGAAUUUACCUUGAGAAAUUAAAGAAAUUUGGCAAUAUUCAGUAUACUCAUGAAGAAGUCAAAGCAUUUGACCAUGAUGAUACUCUAGAUUACAAAUUUGCUCAAAAAUAGCCUUCGAUCACUAAUCAAAAGUCUCAAAAAUAGGUCGACUUGCAAACUAUUGAUAAAGGGUUCAGAUCAGAUAUGGUGGUUCCCAAACAAGGCGAUGAUUUCUAUAUGAGCUAUUAUAAACAGAGGAACUCAAUUGAUGACUUUUCAGAAGUUAAGUAUUUCCAGGAAACAAUUCCAAAGAAUAAUCUCUUCGUUAUCCAAUUGUAGGAAGCUGCGCUUUCAAGAAUGAAAAAUUUGUACUGAGAAUAUUAGGUUUAAAGCUAAAUUUCAAAGAAGGAUAAACUGAUUAUCCAUGGUUGAUUGUGGAAGCAAGGAAUAUAGUGACUGGGCCAAACACCCACAGAGAGUGUAUGGGCUAUUGGAAGGGAUAGCUAAGUCGGGCUUGAAAGGAAAUUUGAAGGUUCUAGAAAUUACUCUUGCUAAAGUUGAUGCUGAAACUUUUAAGAGCUGGGCCACUGAGCUUGGAUUGGUCGACUCUGGUAUCACCUUUCUUGACCUAGGAAAGGGCAAAAGUUAUCAGUUGUAAUUUGUUAAGAAGAAAGGUUGUUGGGUAAAAUAUUCAAUGUUAGAGAAGAAAGCUUUUCUGAAAAUUAGAGCUAGAUGCUUGCGAUAAAGAAUCUUAU
Messenger RNA from Moneuplotes crassus, 903 nucleotides. The record is from the annotation of a GenBank genome assembly. NCBI's taxonomy places the organism in Eukaryota, Ciliophora, Spirotrichea, Euplotida, Euplotidae.